GCAGCCGUCCAUCCACGUGCUAUUCGGUAGGAUACCAAGAUCACGCUUGGGACUUACUACCCCUGAAUUGAAAAGGGGCAAUCCACAAUCACAACCUCGUAAUCAAUUGACCCAACCCCCAGUCAACGGUUAUGUCAUGGAGCAGAGUACCAACCCCCCACGAUUUAUCCGUCAAUCAAACGGCGCUCCUUCAACUGGUGUUUCCCCAGUUCACCCCACUGUUCCCCUCACAAACCCGAGCUAUCCCCAAGCUGCCCCGCGUUCCUGGAUCAGAGCUGUAUUAUGAUGAGUUUCUGAAUAUGCUUACUUGGCUUUCUUCUAACUUUUCAAGAAUACGCUCUUUUAGACCUUACAUCCUAGCCACCAUCUCACAGCCUCGUACACAGCUCAAAACCGCACACUCAAAGAGCCGGAUAUAGGAUACAAUCUACACCCCCCCAAGAUGGCCCCCAAAGAAAUAACCAUAACCUCCUUCUCAACCCGCGAUGUCCGCUUCCCCACCUCCCUAGACAAAACCGGCUCCGACGCCAUGAACGCGGCAGGAGACUACUCAGCCGCCUACUGCAUCCUCGAGACCGACUCCGACCUCACCGGCCAUGGCAUGACCUUCACCAUCGGCCGCGGAAACGACCUCGUCUGCGCCGCCAUCUCCUACCUCGCCCCCCGCAUCCUCCAUACCCCCCUCUCCUCCCUCGUCGGCACAAACUUUGGCGCCACCUGGCGGCACCUAGUCAACGACUCCCAGCUCCGCUGGAUAGGCCCAGAAAAAGGAGUCAUCCACCUCGCCCUAGGCGCGGUAGUCAACGCGUUGUGGGAUCUAUGGGCCAAAACCCUCAACAAACCCGUCUGGAGGGUAGUAGCAGACAUGACCCCAGAAGAAUUCGUCGCCUGCAUCGACUUCCGUUACAUCAUCGACGCCAUCACCCCAGAGGAAGCCCUCUCCCUUCUGCAGUCAAUGCAAGAGGGUAAGCCCGAACGAAUCGCCCAGGCGGAAAGAAACGAAGCUGUACCCGCGUACACCACCUCCGCGGGCUGGCUUGGUUACGACGAAUCCAAAAUGAGGAGAUUGCUCCAGGAAACAGUCGCACAGGGGUACAGGCACUUCAAGCUCAAAGUAGGCGGGUCACUACAGGAAGACAUCAAACGGUUGACCAUCGCCCGUCAAGUCCUCGACUCAUCUCCCACCCCGGGAGAGAAAAUCCUCAUGGUGGACGCCAACCAGAUCUGGAGCGUGCCCGAGGCGAUCGAGUACAUGAAAUCCCUUGCGGAUUUCAAACCUUGGUUUAUUGAAGAGCCGACUUCUCCUGAUGAUGUCCUGGGGCAUCUGGCUAUAAGAACUGCGCUGAAACCCUACGGCAUCAAGGUCGCCACGGGGGAGAUGUGCCAGAACAGGGUCAUGUUCAAGCAGUUCCUCAUGUCGGGCGCCAUAGACGUUUGCCAGAUUGACGCCUGUCGGCUGGGUGGUGUCAAUGAGGUUCUUGCGGUGAUGCUGAUGGCGAAGAAGUUUGGGGUUCCAAUCGUGCCGCAUAGUGGUGGGGUCGGGUUGCCGGAGUAUACGCAGCACUUGUCGACGAUUGACUAUGUGGUGGUGAGCGGGCAGAAGUCGGUGUUGGAGUAUGUGGAUCAUUUGCAUGAGCAUUUUGUCUGGCCGAGUGUCAUUGAAAAGGGGUAUUAUGUCACGCCUACGCAGCCGGGGUAUUCGGUUCAGAUGCGGGGGGAGAGUAUGGAGCGGUUUGGGGGGAUUUUGGAGGGGGAGAAGAUUUGACGGUGAGGUUUUGUCGUCAAGAGGGAUCAAGGGUGGGAUUUGUGGUGUGGUUGAAAUAAAAGAAAAAGAAGGUGAGGAAAUAAAUGCCCCUGAAGGAGCGUAGAUGAGAGAGAGGCAGGAAAAAAUGCAAAAGAGAAGUUGAGUUGCAUCAGCCGUGAAUCGAACACGGGGCCCAUCGAUGGCAACGAUGGAUUUUACCACUAAACCACUGAUGCUGUUACUUGAUUUGUUGCAGAGAUUGCUCGGAAGGUGGGUUCAUGUGUGGAGGUAUGCGGAACACACCCUACUCGCACCAAGA
This is a messenger RNA of Podospora bellae-mahoneyi, 2063 nucleotides long. It is a transcript of the gene LGD1, whose product is annotated as L-galactonate dehydratase. NCBI's taxonomy places the organism in Eukaryota, Fungi, Ascomycota, Sordariomycetes, Sordariales, Podosporaceae. The record is from RefSeq and is a predicted model, not a curated record. Gene Ontology annotation, biological process: carbohydrate catabolic process; amino acid catabolic process. Bases 443 to 1765 code for a protein of 440 amino acids. Gene Ontology annotation, molecular function: magnesium ion binding; L-fuconate dehydratase activity. The transcript has 3 exons.